This is a messenger RNA of Penicillium canescens, 2100 nucleotides long. RefSeq names its product ferric reductase family protein. Gene Ontology annotation, biological process: iron ion transport; intracellular iron ion homeostasis; copper ion import. Gene Ontology annotation, molecular function: ferric-chelate reductase activity. Bases 1 to 2100 code for a protein of 699 amino acids. The record is from RefSeq and is a predicted model, not a curated record. NCBI's taxonomy places the organism in Eukaryota, Fungi, Ascomycota, Eurotiomycetes, Eurotiales, Aspergillaceae. Gene Ontology annotation, cellular component: plasma membrane. The transcript is spliced from 2 exons.
AUGUCGAUGUCAAUGGGUGACAUGCCCGCGGGCUCCAUGUCUAUGGGAGAUGGAGUCCCCAGUCUAUUCACGCUACAGAAAAUGUACUGGGCUGUUGUGGGGAGUGCUAUCGGCGCAGCAACCCUAGUCAACGUGCUGAACCGCAUCAUUGCUCGGCAUCGUUUGCGAGAUUCCUCGUUCACCCCCGCCAAACCAAAAUCACUUUUCUUCAACCUCUAUGCUACUAUCACAGCAACAGUGCGUGAGGUCAGCUAUGCAACUCCACACCCUCUCAAAAUGGGAGGAUUCACUCUCCAUUUCCCGCCACUGGGCCCGGUCCUCAUCAUGCUGGCCAACCUGAUUACAGUCAUGGUUUUGUGCUUCUACAAACUGGACACGCUUGAUCCCUGGAAAUGGGAAAAUGUCGGCUAUCGCACAGGCUUCAUUGCCAUUUGUCAAUUACCGUUGAUCUUCCUGCUAGCGGGUAGACAGAACAUCAUUGGCUUUAUGGUUGGAAUGAGUUAUGCCAGUCUCAACUGGUACCACCGCUGGAUCUCACGGACGCUAUGGCUGACGGCUACUAUCCAUAUGGGAUUCUGGUUCCGUGACUGGGAUCGCUGGCAUUAUAUCCUCUACCAGCUUAAGAAUGAUCCUUUGACCAAGCGUGGGUUCGCUGCUUGGAUCAUUCUCACCUUCAUUGUCAUCAGCUCUUUCGCCCCGGUUCGUCGCCUCAGUUACGAAUUCUUCGUUAUCCAACAUUUGGUAACCUUUGUCGGGUUUAUUGUUGCUGUAUGGAUGCAUGCACCUUCUGAGGUCAAGACCUGGGUGUGGGUGCCGAUCGGCCUGGUGGUUUUUGAUCGCUUCGCCCGCUAUACCUGGGGCGCAUAUACCAAUCUGGCCAUUUUCCACCGGAAGAAAAAUGCAAAUGCUCUCUGGGCGCACUCUGCGUCUUUCACGCCGCUGCCAGGAAAUGUCACUCGAGUGACUAUUGAGAAUCCUGGUAUCGGAUGGCAACCUGGUCAGCACGUUUUCCUCACCUGUCACUCCAUCGUUCCAUUGCAAUGCCACCCAUUUACCAUCGCUUCUAUACCGGCAGACAACAAGAUGGUGUUCUUCAUCCGUGCAGAGAACGGAGGAACAAGGCGAUUCUUCCGAUUUGCAUCAAAAAAUGGUAGCGUGCUGAGAAGUGGUGAGGUAGCUCCCCGCGGACGAACAAUUUUCGUUGAAGGACCUUACGGAAGCAUGCGCCCCUUGCGUCAAUUUGACAGCGUCGUCCUGCUAGCGGGUGGAAUGGGCGCGACAUUCACGAUGCCGCUACUACGGGACGUUGUCUCUGCCUGGAAAAACGAGAACAUUGAACAGACUUCAAAUUCUACUCCCCGACUGGCUGCCACCAAGCGAUUACGGUUUAUCUGGGUAAUCAAAUCGCGCGCUCAGCUGUCUUACUUUGACUCCCAGCUACAGUCUCUGUUAGCAGAUGUGGAAGAGUGUCGGCGGACACAGACACACUUUGAGAAAGAGCUCGAAGUGAGUAUCUACAUUACCUGUGAUGAGAAGCUGGAUCCACCUACGAUUGCUUCGGCAACUUCUUCUCUUCCGGCGCAGAGUGUCGCUCAAGAUAUAUCAAUCUUCGACGAAAAGAAGGGCUCUGGAGUGGAUCACGUCUCCAUCCACUCCGUCUCCAGCCAGUCAGCGUCAAACCAAAAUCCUAAACUCACAGGAGCCGGUUGUCUCCCCGGCGGAGGAUGCUGCUGCACCGCCCAAAUCGAAAACGAAGACGAGAUCACCAACUGUAGCUGUACCUGCGCCGGACCAGCCCUUGUUCAGCCCGAGAACGUCACCCCAGAUCCCAAAACAGCAGAUACGCAGUCCAUUGCAUCCGAUGGUCCUAUGAAGAUCAUCAUCCAUCCGACAAUUGUCUCCGGCCGUCCCAUGCCGCGUACUAUCAUCCGAAAGGUCUUGGAAAAGGCCGAAGGCGAAAGUGCCGUCGUUGUGUGCGGACCCCGAGGGCUGGCAGAUGAUGUGCGCCGCAGUGUCGUCUCUCUUAGCGAUGAGCGGGCUGUUCAUAAGGGAACUGGUGCGCAGGGGAUCUACUUGCAUAUUGAGAACUUUGGUUUGUGA